UUUUUGCUUAAUUAUAAAAGAAAAUAGCAAGAUGCCCCCUAUAAAAGUAGCUAGAAAGCAAGAGCAAAGACACUACAAUCUAUCUACCAUCUCCUAAAUAGGCAUAUAUCUCCAUUUCUCCGCCGCAUCAUAUACCCCUUAAUUUAAAGCCUGCCAAUAAUGGAGGAGAAGAAAUGUGAAGAUAGCAUGUCACUGAAAGAGGAGAAGAAGAGUGAAGAUGACCAAUUUCAUGAGUUGUACGUGAAGUUACCCAAAAAACGUCUCAAAAGCCGGCUGUUUGCUCAAUACAGAGGCUUUUGGUUUGAGGAACAGGUUCUGCGCGGAAUACUGGCAUUCCGACAACACUUUGAAGCCCAAGACUCCGACAUCGUUGUAGCCACCAUGCCUAAAGCAGGUACCACGUGGCUUAAAGCCCUUACUUUUGCCAUUGCUAAUCGGCACAAAUUCCCGAUCUCUGAGAGCCCUUUGCUCUCCAAAAACCCUCAUCAACUUGUUUUGUUUCUUGAACUCAAUCUGUACGAAAAGGGAAAAAUCCCCGAUCCAAACUCCCUCAACGUUGCUGGUGGCCAACGGCGAAUUUUCGGGACCCAUUUAGCUUACCAGUGCCUUCCAGACACCGUCCUGGAUACUUCUGAUUGUCGAAUUCUCUAUCUCUGUAGGAACCCUUUGGACGUGUUUACCUCUUAUGUCCAUUUCUUUUAUCAAAACGGUGCUUUCCCAGAUUUGGCUGAAAAGAGUUGGGAGGAAAAUUUCGACGCAUUUUGUGAGGGCACAAAUCAAUAUGGUCCUUUCUGGGACCACAUCAAGGGUUACAAGGAGGCAAGCUUGAAAAACCCUAACAAAGUGUUGUUCUUGCAUUAUGAGGAGCUUAAAAAGGAUACCAAAUCUUGUGUCAAGAAAAUGGCCGAGUUCUUGGGAUGCCCGUUUUCACCGCAAGAAGAAGAUGAAAGGGUUGUUGAAGGAAUCAUAAAGCUUUGCAGCCUCGAAAACCUCAAGAACUUGGAAUGUAAUAAACAUGGUGAGAUUGGAAUGUACAAUGUUAAGUUCAGUUCACUGUUCAGGAAAGGAGAGGUCGGAGAUUGGGCGAAUUUUCUCACUCCUUCAAUGGCUGAACGCCUUGAAAGCUUGAUGAAAGAAAAGUUUGGCGAAUCAGGUUUCAAUCUAAAUAUUGAUCCAUGAGUGAAUAUUGGAAAUCUUUGAUCAAGGAUAUUCAGCUUUGAACGAAGGCACUUUUUUCUCUAUAUAGAUCUAUGUUAUGAAUAGAGUGAUGAUGCCUCCCCUAGCUAGUAAAUCUAAGUUUACUGUGUCGGGGGUUCAGUAUUCAGCAACAAAUUUCUGCUCUUGUGUUUUCUGCUUUUGUACUGUGUGAGAGUUUGUUUGAUUUGCUAUUUGCAUUUUGAUGAAUUUUCAUUCAUGUUGUAUUGGGAAAAUUCGAGUCUUUAGGCUCCUCAUGAUAUGGGUUAUAGCAAUACAACUACAAUUUUUAACAUGGAAAUCAUCCUCGUAUCUACUCAUAGGAAAGUUUGGAGCUAGUGGAUUUAAUUUGUUGAGGAAGAUGCAAAUGUCGAACUAAAAAUGAACUUUUUAAAACAUUUUCAAACGAUGUAUUGGUCACAUACGAAGGAUCUGUUAUAUAGAUGUAGAAAAAAGAAAUUAUUAAUUGCCAUUCAAUAAAUUUUAAAUUGUCAAUUAUUAGGAGUACCCCUAAAUAUUUAAUCAUCUGUUCUAUCACAUCUUCAUGUUAAAUUCCAUAUCCAACUUUCAUGCGUUAUAUCUCAAUCAAUGUCAAUAUGCUCUUGGGGAGAUUUUAGAUGGCAGUUUUGAAACAUGUAUAGAG
Messenger RNA from Oldenlandia corymbosa var. corymbosa, 1837 nucleotides. The record is from the annotation of a GenBank genome assembly. Lineage: Eukaryota; Viridiplantae; Streptophyta; Magnoliopsida; Gentianales; Rubiaceae.